Messenger RNA from Pimephales promelas (fathead minnow), 917 nucleotides. Lineage: Eukaryota; Metazoa; Chordata; Actinopteri; Cypriniformes; Leuciscidae. The record is from RefSeq and is a predicted model, not a curated record.
AUGAUAGAAAGCAGAAGAAGCCUUGAUUUUUGUCUCUCUCUCUGCUCUCAGUACAUCAUCGCAGGCUCACUCUGCAUUGCUGCAGAAAACUAUCAGAAUUCACCCUCCAGUUUGUGUUUGGUGAAAGGUUCACUUGGCAUGAACAUUUUCAGUGCAAUAACUGCAGGCAUUUCCUUUAUCAUAAAUUCAAUUGAUUUGACUGUAGGGCCAAUCUACAUGUACAGAUAUUGCAAUGGUUAUGAUUGUUAUUAUAUGGAGGACCAGUACAAGACUCUCUUCCGGGGAAUCAGUGGUGUGUUGUUGAUAUUCGCCUUCCUUCAGUUUAUCAUCUCCAUCUGUCUGUCAGGAUUUGCUUGUAAAGUCGCCUGCUGUUCUCCACAGGUGCCGUUAGUUCCACAAGUUUUGACUCAAUAUCCCUGUUGUUUUGGGCACAAUCAUUUCCAAGAUCUUAACAACUCAGAGAUACCUGUGGUCAGCAACCCUGCCAUGCAUCGCCUUCCUGCAGAAAUUCCUCCACAAUACAGUGAAUCUAAAUAAAUAUGAAUAUUAAAAGUCGACAUAGUUUAGGUGGUACACAAGGGUUUUUCCAGUAAUUUCCUGUCCAUUAUCUAUAAUGAAUUUAAAAAGAGAACAUGACAGAAACAAAACAUUGAUAAUAAUUACAGAUUUUAUAAGUCACAAAUGUGUUAACAACAGGGGGUGUAAUGGAACAGAAGUCACUAUAAAGUUGAUAGUUAGUUCUCACUAUUAACUAACCUUCAACUUUAGUUACUAAUUAUUGCUAGUAAUUAUUACGAAUAUUAAAUUAGUUUUAAUAUAUUAGUAAGGAUGUUAAAUUUAGGUAUCGGUUAGUAUUUUAAGGAUGCGGAAUAAAGCACUGAUAUGUGCUUUAUAAUACUCAUAAACAGCCAAUAUCC